Spirodela intermedia is the source of this 16174-nucleotide messenger RNA. NCBI's taxonomy places the organism in Eukaryota, Viridiplantae, Streptophyta, Magnoliopsida, Alismatales, Araceae. The record is from the annotation of a GenBank genome assembly.
AUGGCGUCCACCGCGGCCAACUUGUGGGUCCUUGUCGGCUUGAGCGUGGCAGGAAUCCUCCUCGUCGCGCGGCGGUUCAAGAGGGUCGUCAAGGCUGAUUUCGGUGCCUUCAUCGAGCGGUUCGAGCUACUGCCUCCCCCUCCACCGGCACCGCCCAAGGCCCCCCACCCUCUCGCGUGCCUCUCCUUCGCCGUUGCCGACCUGUGAGUGUUCGAUCCCCGGGGAAAUUCCUCACUCUUCUGCACAUCUGUUUAUUACUUUGAUUCCUUCACCUUGUUCUUGGAGUUUCUGUCCCCGCGCUGCAUUUUUCCGUGAUCGGUGUGUGUGGGAAAUACUUCAACUAUCCACUUUGACGUGUAAAUAUUAGUCAUAGGUUGCGUUGUCUUCUCCGUGGAAGUUGUAGGCUCGAUUGUUCUGGUUUUUUCUGUCUCUAGCGUUGGGAAGCGGAGUUAAUGACGGACGCGUGGUGAACACUAUGUUGAGAGGGUGCCUGUGCUGAGGUUCUAUGAUGGCAUCGAAUAAACAUCAUUGACUGCCUCAAUCUAGAAAAGUGGGACGAUAGCACGAAUUGGUCUUCGCAACAUUAUUGCUAUCUUCAAAAUUAAUUUUCAGAAGUUUACCAGUUUAAAGAGGACACUGUUUAUAUGACUACGAUAUCUGCUAUGGGUUUUGGAUGCAUGUUUUUUUGGAUGUCGAGCUCAGUCUGAACUGGUGCUGGUGAGCUCUGGCACUACGUCACGAGGGAAUCAUUUUAACUUUGGGUUAGUUUGAUAACCUGUCUACUUUAAAUGAUGCUUAUGACUUUCUCAGUAGUAUGUCCUUUAAAAAUGGUUCAUGUAUGGACGUUUUCUAUUACAACUCACAAUCUAAAGUGGAGGUUGUAUGUUUGAGCCAGUCCAGGGUAGGAACGGUGAGGCAUAGUUCGCAGUUACUGCGCGAUUUGUCAGGUUUAUUAGCUACAAGUGGAGCUGUCUUUCGUGUUCAGUGAUAAAACUUGUCUACAUUUAGUUGCCCAUGGAUUUUCUGGAAGCGUGCUUAUUUGAAGGUUAUCUUUGUGGUUAAACCUUCAUAUUAUUUCCAUCUUCAGUCAUUUCCUUCCCUUCUUUCUUCUUUUACAGUAGAAAUAUCAUCGAAAAACCAAAAUCAAUCAAAAAUCAUUGCGGAAUUCACCUGUAUUCGACAGCAUGAUACUGGCCUUUUUAGCUCCGAGAUUCUAGAGAAAAACAUUGCAAGGUUUCUUCCCCAGUUGCCAACUCUCAAGCCACGAUUGCAUCAUAUGUGCUGGUCCUUGUUUUUUGUUGAUUAAUUGAGACUCUGUCCCCCUUUCCUGGAAACUUGACAUGGAUUGCUUAUUAAUGAUUCCAAUUGGCAUAUCAGGUGUUGUUGCGCAGGUUUUCAGAAAGGAAUUAACCGACUUGUUUACUAUUUCAUGUUUUCUGUUUCUAACUUGUGUGCGAUGGAUCUCGAAUGAGUUGACCGGAUUUCUUGCAUUGGGAACUGUUCCUUAACACACACUAACUGUGAUUGCUCCAAAGUUACUCUGUAUUUGUACUGGGGACUCUUUGAUGAUGCUAUGUUUGUCUAUCCACAGGGUGGUGGAAAAUCUAUGGUGUUUCUUUUUGUGACUAUAUGUAAUCUCUUCGUUGCUUGCAAAAAGUUCUGGCAUGUUCUUUUUUCCUCAAUGUUAGAUGGCUGCUUUUGUUACAUCUUUUAUGGACAAGUUAACAAUGACAGUCACUCCCGAAGGCCUUUCACAUUAGUCCAGAUUGUUGACUUUGAAAUUUUUAUUAUUACAGAAACUUAAAAUGUGUACUUCCUUUUUUAAAUACUGAGUUUGGGUUAUGAAUUGAAUAUCGUUGCUUACAAUGUUUCCAGAUUUGAUAUCAAAGGAUAUAUAACUGGCUUUGGAAUUCCUGAAUGGUCAAAGACGCAUGAGCCUGCAGAUUGGUCAUCUCCGGCAGUUUCGAUUCUCAUAAAUGGUGGCGCCACAUGUGUUGGCAAAACGGUUAUUGAUGAAUUGGGUUAUAGGUGAACUUUCUUCAACAAAGACACACAUGCAUAUAUAUGUAUAUAUAACUGAAUAAUAUGCCUUUAACUCAAGUUUGAUUUGUAUGGUAACUAUAGCUUCUAAUUCAGUGUCUAAAAAAACGAUCCUUCUUUUUCUUUCAUCUGCUGAUGUACAUCAUGUUUACUGGCACUAUCUAUUACUUACCUCUUUUUUAACUUCCAUAAAUUUUAUUUUCAGUAUAAAUGGUGAAAACAAACAUUUUGGUGCACCUGCUAAUCCUGUAGCACUGGAUCGCAUUCCUGGGGGCUCCUCUAGUGGAUCUGCUGUGGCUGUUUCUGCAGGCUUUGUAGAAUUCUCCUUGGGUAAGCUAUUCUUGCUAUUUGCACUCAAGAUUUUGAAGGCCACGAGGACAGUUUUUAUUUUUCGCGUAUCAUGAGUCAUCAGUUAAUUGUUUUCCAAUAAACUCAAAUGGUUAAUUGAAUUGCCAUUUCUUGUGAGAUCUAAGAAGCAUCUGAUACACAGAGAUUAUAGAAGUUUUCUCAGAAGGUUGAUUGGAGUUCCAUUUCUAUAGUCAGAUUCUCUCCCUCCUGGAUGAAGAGUAAAUUAGUGGGUGUUGGAUGCUUUCUAUUAUGUUUUCUGUAUUGAUCUGUAGGAAGGUGCACAUUUGCUGCCAUUUCUCACCCCACUUUCCGUGGUUUGAGGGUGAUUGCUAAUGCAGAACGAUAUUACUCUAAAAGAAUCGCAUUUAAAGGAUUAAUGCCUGCUGCUAAUGCUUAUAGUUUUAUUCUCAUGUCCAUGGCCGGCAUUGCCUCAAUCUUACUGCGAUGGGUAUCUAACUGUGAGAGAUUGGCUUGGAAGAUAGGUAUUAUGUUGGAAAUGGGCCUCUCAGUUUGGUUAAGAAGAAAUAUGUCUCUUAUUUAUACCCUUUCAACGGACCUUGGUUGAGAAUUUGAUUGGAGAUAGCAAUAUAGUUGAUAUGUAACUGGUUUAGCGGAUCAUGUAAUGUCCCUUUUCCGAUAGAAGAGGUCCAUCUAGUGAUUGAACUUUUAAAGGUCUUUGGCCGGAGGAAUGGUAGAAUAGUAUUAUUGGCGGUGGACAUGGUCUGCCAAAGCACGCCUUGAAUGCCACCAUUGCUGAUUAAACAUGGCUUGAUAGAGAAGAUGCCUUUCACCUCGUUGCAGUUCCUGCUGAUGGUGCUGCCACGGUGUACCUAUUGUAUGAGUAAAUGAGCUUAGUUACUGAUCUGCAUGUCAAAUAUACGUUCAUGGGGCCUCCUGAGUGUGAAAAAAAUUCAAGCCAUUAAACCGAAACCAAUUGGAAAUGAGCUGCGUAGGCCCAUAUGUUUAAGCAUUUGUGAUUGACAUUAAAUUUUCUGUGUAAAAUGAUUUGAGGAUGUCUCGUCACCUGACAUAUUUAACUUCUACCUUUUGACGUGAGACUUCUAGCAACAAGUGCAGUGCUUUCUUUUCUCUUUUACUAAUGUCUUUUGGGUGCAUCAAUAUUCUGGAUGAUGAAGGAUGAGGACAACUCCGUGGAAGAGAAGAAACUGAUGGGGGAGUUGGCUGAAGAACAUGAGGAAAUUAUGCAGUUUCCUAGAAGAUUUGAGGUCAAAAAUGAGAUCAUUUUGGCCUAGCCCUAGUAUUUUUGGGUCGUUUUUUCAAAACUGGAACGAAGUCUGGUCAGGAUGAUUUUAAGGUUUAUCGAAAGGGUCAGUUGACCAUGUACCUCUAUUGCCAGGUGUUGAUAACCUGAUCUAUUCUCCGUAAACUCAAUGUCUUCUUCCAACUACUAUUUUUCUUGACCCUAAAAUGGUCAGCAGAUGUUUAAAUGUCCAAUCAGUGCUAAAACUGGGAAAUGAUCAGUUCUUCCUUAAGCAUAAAUAGUUAACUAUAUAGACUACAUGAUCUAGUGCUUAAUGCUGCAUUAUUAUGUUGUCUCUGGGCUCCAUGAAAUCAGACUGCGAUAUUUUUUUUGAUAUUGAUUCAUAGAUUGCCCGUAUCCUAUGUGUGCAUUAUUUAAUCAUUAAUCCUCAAUGUGGUUUCAUUGGUCAGUUCCUAGGAUUGAUUAUGGAAAAGUAGUGAUACAUGAGCACUAUCACAUAGAAGGAGAUGAACAUGCCAUGAUGAUAAAGAUACAAAGCCACAAUAUAAGAAAAACAAAAUGAGCAGAAUAAAUGAGAGGACUUAGAUAAAUCUUGUAUUAUCUCAAGAAAAUUUAUUUGUUGUUUUUUGUCAGUGAGCUUUUAUUUUAUGUAAUUGUCUGUCAUGACUAACUGGAGUUGCUUGGUGGCACCAACAAAUUGUAUUUUCCAACAUUUUUAUAAAUGUAUAAUAGCUGCCACUUUCACAUUAUUUGGAAAGUACGUUGUGUAAAUUACUGAGCCAAUAUCAUUCAAGUUCCUCAAGUGAGGAUGGUUUGCUAUCUCUCUGGUAGGAAUCAAGGUGGAACAAGAUUUACGAAACUGAAAUCGCAUGGAAUAAUGCUUCGAAAUAGUUGACCUUGAAAUCUCCCCAGUGUAAACGUAUACUGUUGGUCAAGCGAGUUAUUUAUUUAGAUUUACUCUAUCCUGUUUGUCAAACUUUGGGCAACUCUUCCGGCGUCUCUCUCAUUUCUUUCUCCCGAAUUUAUUUAGAAUUUAUGUUAGCUUAAUGAGUUGGCAUUCUUCAGAAGACUCUCUCACUAGAAUGUCUUGUUUACCAAUUAUGGUUUAUCUUUUAUGCAUUAUCUGUACAAUCUUGUGCAAUCUGCUGACAUCAAUGUGAUGCGUUCAGGUAUUGAUACCAUUGGUGGUGUCAGACUUCCUGCUGCAUAUUGUGGUGUCCUGGGGUUCCGACCAUCAUUUGGGGCCAUUGCUAACACUGGUGUACUUCCUGUGUCACCAAGUUUAGAUAGCAUAGGUACCUAUUUGGUCUUCUUUAUUUUAUUACCAUUAUUGCUGAACCAUCUUUUGGAUAUUUCAUCAUAUUGUUGCUUUAUUUGAUGCUACGAUAUUAUGCCUACAGGAAAUGCUUCUUUUUCAUCCAUGAAUGGAUUUUGUGGAAAAUUAAAAUUUGAGAGACAGUGAAGUCACUGUAAGAUUACUGCCUUUAGAUAAUGUAGGAAACCCUGGAUGCUUUACUGUGUUUCAAGUGAAAUAUAUAUGAUCUUUUUUGGGGGGCAUAUAGUUGGCUGGUUGAACGGAGUGUGCAUAUAGCUUUUGAUUCUUCUAGUGUACUCGAGAAAUAAAUCAUCUUCGUGAUACCAAUGUCUGAUUGGAGGGUAGAAGUUCGUGUACUACUUGCUGGAGGUACUGAUCACAGGUAACUGGUCUUUGAAGUCCUCUUGGUAUUAUGCAUUAUGCUCAUAAUCGUGUUUAAAAGGCUGGAUUAACAAUCCAAGAAAAACGAGGCAAGUUUUGCAGGAAUAGACAAGAGAAUGCAUUGAUAUGUGGUAAAAAGUUACUUUCGUUUAUGUUGGUGGAAUGUUCUCUCUCUAUCAAAUAUCAGGAUUCUUGCAUGAUGACCAUUUGGGGCACAUAUGUAAUGUUUCAAAGAAAAGCACAAUGUUUAUUUAGCUGAAAGUAUUUCUUUAAGGUCGAGGAUUUUUUCAUUUGGAAUAUUCACAUGAAUAUAUAUAUUUCGUAUACUCUUCUAGUCCACUCUUCAAAUAUAAUGGGUUUCUCUACCAUGCUGCCCACUUACCACAAUCUGCAUUUUAGAAGGUUUUCUUACACUUUGUUCGUGUUAUGUUACGAACCACCCGAGAUUUGGGCGAAUGUAUGCCCUAAUCCUACCUUAGACGUGGCUCCACUCAUGGAAUCAAUUCUUCUCUUGUAUUGAAGAACCAAGUAGAAGAAUUAACAGUGAAGAAUGGAAAGAAAGUAGAGGCUCGCAGAAACUAGGAUGAGUUCUUGAGGUCAUAUCAAUCCUCAAGAACAAGAGAGCCCAAAUAUGGACCUCCCCAGGGAUAGAUCUCCCACUCUACUCCUAUGUUUUUCUUCCUCCCUUUUUAUUUUGGGCCUCUUCUAUAUUUAUAGGCCCUAGUACAUUAUUCUAUGGUGGUCCCCCCUCAACAUGGGGGUCUAGGUCAUCUUGUGUAGACGACGGUUGACUUCAUUACAUUACUUCCCCCCAUAAAUUUCACCCUAUCCACAAAGUGAGAUGUAGUGAAUUGUUGAAGGAAUGUUGAUAAUGUCAUCCAUGACGAUUCAAACUGUAGAAGAUGUUUUUAUGAAACUAAUAUCUCUGCGUCUUGAGGAGUCAACUUGUGAUCUUUUAUUCCAUCUGGUAUUAUUAUCUAUUCUUGAUCUUCUGAUAGUGUCAAGGGAAUUGAUUGGCUUCUGUUGUCUAUUCUAAGUGUCUUUUUAAGUUGGGAUAUAUGGAACAUCGGGUGAAUAGUUGAAUGGUCUGGCAAUUGGAGUUUAUAUGUCACUGGUCUAAUUCUUUCCAGAAUAGAAUAUGGACAAAAAUAGUGAGGAUUUAACUUCUCAUUUUUCUUUUUCGCUGAAGAUCUCAUCUGGUAUGGUUUGAUCUCGAGGAAAAAAAAAAACCAAAUCACCCACCUCUAAUUCAACUUCUCUACGAUGCUUAUCUGUAUUAAACUUCAUCCUCACAUGUGCUUUGUGUAAGUUGAAUUUCAUAAUCUUGAGGAUAACAUCUCGUUUUGAGGGCAGUUGAUUGAUAGCAUCAAGGGGUGAAUGAGAUGUCCCAUAUUUAAUAAGUUUUAGAGGUCUCUAUCAUAUAUUACUUGAAAAAGAGUCAUUUUAAUAGAAGAAUGAUAAAAAGUAUUAUAACUAUAUUCUAUCUAAUGAAGUCAUAAUUUUCACUAUUUUUGUUUAUCAAAUACCACACUUCUCAAAUAAUUUUCUAAGCAUCUGUUGACUACUUCAAUUUGUCUAUCUGUUUGAAGGUGGUAAGAAGAGCUGAAUUUGAAUUCAGUCCUUUAUAAUGUGUGUAGCUCAUGCCAAAAUACACUUAAGAAUAAUUGUCUCUUAUUAGAGACCACUGUCUUUGGAAACCCAUGAAGCCUUACAAUUUCCUUGAUGAAUAUUUGAGUGACCUCCUUGACUGAGAAUGGAUGAUGCAGGGCAAUAAAAUGACUAUACUUGUUUAAUCUAUCCACUACUACUAAUAUUACAUUCGACUCAUAUGAUUUGGGCAAGCCUUUAAUGAAAUUCAUUGAGAGGUUUUCCCAUAUUUAGGUAGGUGUAGGUAAUAGUUGCAGAAGUCCAACUGGCAAUAAUGAAGAAGAUUUACACUACAAAAAAGUAGGACAAUUGUUGAUAUAUGCCUUUAUAUCUCUCUUCAUUCCUUGCCAAUAGAAUUGUUGUGAAAUUUUAUAGUAUGUCUUUUGGAACCUAGAAUGACCCCCCACUAGGCUGUCAUGAAAUAAUUGUAACACUUUGUUAAUUAAAAGAGAAUGUGUUGGAAGAACCAAACUUUCUUUUUAUAGCAAGGAUCCAUCCUUCAAAAAAUAUAAUUCAUUUGAUGUAUCUCCCUUAGACAAAGAGGUUUUAAUCUUUUUAAGCCUAGUGUCUUGGUCUAUUGUUAGUCAGACAACUUCGAGAUCAAUGGAGUGAUGUGCUAUUACCUCAUUUAGUUCAACUUGUAGUAGUAAUGAACAUCAAAAUAAUGCAUCUAUGGCCUUAUUGUUAUUCCCUUCCUUAUAUUUAAUUUCAAAACUAUAGCCCAUCAAUUUCACUUAUCAUUUAUGAUAUUCAACAUAGAUUUCCUUCUGUUCAAGUACGAAUUUAAGAUUGUACUAGUUUGUUUUAAUAAUAAAAUGUUGACACAUAAGAUAAUGUCUCUAUUUCCUUGCUGCCAACAUUAUGACCAACUCUCGCUCAUAGGCCAAUUUCAAUUUGGCUCUCACUAGAAAUGCGUGACUAAAAUAAGCUAUUGGGUGCUUUUGCUACAUGAGAAUGGCCUCAACACCUGAUUUAGAAGUGUGAAUUUCCACAAUAAAUUCUUGUAAAAAGUUUGGUAGUGCUAAUACCGAGGCCAUAGUCAUUGCUUGUUUAAGGGUAGAGAAGAUGGCUUGUGCUUCUUUUGACCAAUAGAAUGCAUCUUUUCUUAAUAAUUGCAUCAGUGGCCACGCAAUUGAAGCAUAGUUGGUAAUAAAUCUUCUAUAAUAUCCAGUGAGCCCUAGGAACCUAUGAAGUUCCUUAAGAUUUAUAGGAAUCGGCCAAUUAGUCAUGGUAGAUAUCUUCUCCUUAUCGACUUCUACUCCUUCCGCUAACACUCAAUGGCCCAAAUGCUUUGGUUUGCUUUCUCCAAAUCUACAUUUCUUGACAUUAAUAUGAAGAGAAUUUUUAGAGAGAAUAGUAAAUAUCUUUCUCAUAUGAUGUAGAUGUUCAGCAAUUGUGACAUUGUACACAAGUAUAUCAUCAAAGAAAACUAGUACGAACUACCUCAAUUGAUGUUGAAAUAUUUAGUUCAUAAGUGAUUGAAAGGUUGUUGUUGCAUUUGACAAUCUGAAAGACAUGACUUUAAAUUCAUAAUGGUUGUGAUGAGUCUUGAAUGCUGUCUUAGGUACAUUUUUCCUUUUCAUUCUGAUCUAAUAAUAUCAUGAUUUUAAAUCCAGUUUUGGAAAAACUGAUUUCCCAUGUUGUUCAUCUAAUCGCUCAUCUACUACUAGAAAGGGGUAUCUGUCAGGAACAAUAGCUCAGUUCAAUGCUCAAUAAUCUAUACAAAACCUCCAUUUACCAUCUUUUUUCUUGACUAACAAUGCAGGGCUCACAUAAAGACUAUGUGAAGGUUGUAUGACCUCUGUUGAUAUGAGUUCUUGGAUUAGUGUCUCAAUCUUGUAUUCUCGAUGAUAGAUGAAUGUCAUGGUCAAUAAGGCGCUUGGAUGGCAUUUUUGUCAGUGCUUCGAAAACGUUAGGAAAUUCUUAUUUUAGGCUGAUUUCUAGAUCACUGGGUGCAUUAGUGUCCCUAUUUGAGUUAAUAGGAUGCAAUUCAACCAUAUAUGUAUUGUUGCUCUUAAGUUACUUCCUUACUUUUCUUGGUAAUGUACUAAUUUUUGUAAUACUAGGUCCCCCUUUGAAGAUGUGAAUUUUUCCUCCCAUCAUGAAUCUCAUUAUGAACUUCUUAUAGUUGGUUAGGAUCCACCUUAAAGUUCUCAACCAUUGUAUGCCUAAAAUCACAUAUGUGCCACUCAAUUCUAGUGGCAAGAAAUCUUGUAUUAUUAAAACACCUUGUGCAUGGAGAGGAAUAGCCUUGCAAAUUGCUGCUCCUACCAUUGUGUUGCCAUUGCCCAUAAUUAUACUAUAGUCGUUUAACUUCUCCAUUUGUAAGGAUAAGUUGUCAAUUAUUUUAGUGCACAAUCAAUUGUGAGUUGCCCCACUAUCAAUGAGUACAAACACUUCGGUAUCAUGAAUUUUGCCCCAUAGUUUCGUAGUCCCUUGCUGAGUAAUUCCCAUCACUGAAUUUAAGGACACAUGUGCAGUGAAGGCAUUCUCAUCCGUGUUGAAUAUGGCUUGAUCAAAAAAUUCCCACCCUUUCUUAGUGUUGUCAUCCUCUACACUCUUUUGGUCUUCAUCCACAAUAAUAAUAUUCAGCUCUUUUUUACAACGAUGUCUUGGAGCGAAUUUUUCAUUGCAAUAUGAGCAUAGUACUUUAUCUCUUCUCUUUUGAAAUUUUUGAUCCAUCAAUUUGAGUAUCUUGUGGUUACUCACAAGUGGCUUGGAUGUCAUGGAAUUUCCCCUUUAUGUGCCUUCAGCUGAAUUCUAAUAAUCUUUCUUGAAAUUACAUCUGUUACUUGUAUUUUGGAAUUCUCUUUUGUAAGAAUUAUGACCUGGUUCCCAAAGAAUUUAUUUCUGCUACGUCUGUUUUCCUGAAGAUGAAUCUUAGCUUGAAUUGAUAAAUCCAUUAUUUCUCUAAACCCCAAUGGCUUAUGCUUUGUCAAUUCAGAUCUGAUGUCUAGUUUCAAACCCCUGACGUAUGCAUCCUCUAAUAUUUCUGUGUAUAUGAGGUAGAAAGGCUGCAAUUCAUUCAAAUUCAAGUAUGUACUCUCUUACUGAUGUGGUUUGUUGUAAACUCAUUAGUUGUUGCAGUGAACUCCUUGUCUUGGACAUCUUGAACCAUUUCCUCAAUUGGCUCUUGAAGUCAUGCCAAUCUUGAAAUGAAAACCUAUCUUCUAUCCAGAGAUACCAUUCUAGGGCUUCUCCCUCCAUAUUCAACAUAAUUUGCUUGAGUCUAUCAUGUUCUGGCAUAGGGUUUAGGUGGAAAUAUCUCUCAGCAUGCCUGAUCCAUCCCUUAGGGCCAUCUCCUUGGAAAACUGAUAACUCUAUCUUCUGAUUUAUCUGUGUUUAGCCAUCUUGUGAAGCUUGGCUUGAAUGAGUGGUGCCAUUAUAUGGUUGCCUAGUUUCCUCUCUUGGAUCUUCAUUUGUAUGCGAACUGGAGUGUGCAUCCCUUGUGAAAAAUUUCUAGAGAAUCUGGUUGAGGAUUUUUCUUUGCUCGAUUAAGGAUUGUUCUUGUUUAGCAUACCCUUGUUUUAGGGAUGCGACCUCUUCUUCUAACAAAGCCACCUGAUGUGCCUUAGACCUAGUGAACAUCUGCCAUCAAGAUAGGUUUCAAUUUGUACUAGAUGAUCGUUCUUCUUGCUGUAAAUCUGCCAAAUCUUCUUCCAAUACUCUGACUCUGUGGAAUUACGGUUGAACGAAAUCGUUUUAAGAAUUGCCUUUGUUUCUUGAAUUCGUUGUAGUCCGAACUUGGAAAGAAUUUCUCCUUCAGCCUUGCUAAUUCAAUCUCUAUUAGGGUGCCGAACAGAAUCUUGCUCCCGUACUCGCGGUAAUUGCUCCGAGCUCCCGCAAAAAGACCAGGAUGUCCUGCUCUGAUACCAAUGUUACGAACCUCCUAAGAUUUGGGCGAACGUACGCCCUAAUCCUACCUUAGACAUGGCUCCAUUCAUGGGUUCAACUGUUCUUGUAUUGAAGAACCAGACAGAAGAAUUAACAAUGGAAAAUGAAAAGACAGUAGAGGUUAGCAGACAAUAGGAUGAGUUCUUGAGGUUAGAUCAAUCCUCAGGAACAGAAGAGCCUGAAUUGAACCUCCCCAGGGACAGAUCUCCCACUCUACUCCUCUGUUUUUCUUCCUUCCUUAUUUCGAGCGACUUCUAUGGUGGUCUCCCCUCAACAUGGGGGUCUAGGUCAUCUUGUGUAGACCACGGUUGGCUUUGUAACAUCUUGUCUGACCAUGAUUCUAGUUUUCUAGUUGUCACUUACGUGUUUAUAUUUAUCAUAUAUUCAUCAUCUUGUAUAUCUUUCUAAUGCAGGAGUUUUUGCUAAAGAUCCGAGUAUCUUGCAUCGUGUGGGGCAUGUGUUACUUCAGCUUCCAUGCUCUGAAAAACGCCAGCCUAGGCAUAUCAUGAUAGUUGAUGACUACUUUCAGUUACUUAAGAUACCAGCAAAUCGGAUUACUCAGGUGGUGACUAAAUCUACCGAGAAGCUCUUUGGAAGUAUGUACUGGAUGGAUGGCACUUUACCGAGAAUACUGGUUCUUUUGGAUGCUCGUUGUUUUCUUGCUAAUCAAUAAAACUGCUUAAUAUUUUUUUUGCAAUUUGUGCCUCCAGGACAAGUCCUUAACCACAUAAAUCUAGGGGAUUAUUUAGCUGCAAGGGUUCCCAGUUUGAAACAGCUAAAUGAUGGGAUUCAAAGCAGUGACCAGAAACUUAGAUCGCUAAAGUCACUUGGAAAAGCUAUGCAAAUGCUACAGAGGUGAGUGCUUCAAAUUCUGUUCAAAUUCUGUAAAGUGGCGUGACUAAGACGCUAAAUGUCUCUUUUUCUUGCACUCGGAGAUUCGAUACUAUGCUUGUAAUUUCAUGGCCAAACCACACAUAAGAUUUACUUAAAUGCUAUUCUUUUACCCUUAGUGGAGCCUUCGCCUCAUCUACACAUUUGAUGGAAAUUAAUGUUUAUAUAUUUUUGCAUCGAAGAUUUUGAUGGAAAUCACAGUUUUUAGCAAGAUAACAUAACACGAUGGGCAGAAUACUCUUUUGCAAAGUUCUUCUACCGUUAUAUAUUAUGGUAACGUCUCUUCGAAUUUAAUCAUAGGAACACUAUAGCAUCAUCCGUUAUAGUUCUACCACACAUUUUCAAGUUAGACAGCUUCUCUCACCCGAGCAGGAAUAUAAGGACCAGUAGAUGCAAUUGUAAACCUCAUGCUGUGGUUUUGGUGUUUCAGUGGAAAAUAAGAAAAACCAACUCAACUGCUAAAAUCCAAAUCAUGUUACAAGGUCUCUAGCCAGAUCAUUAUGACUUUGGAUUUAUAAUGAUGCUGUGUCCCAGGUCCAAUCAAGAAGUAUUUGUGUUAUAAUUUGUAUUUGCUUUUCACUUCUCAAACUCUGCCAUUUGAUACUUAAAGGAUGUAAAUAUAUUCAAGUGAGGGGUUGUCUUUUCUCACUAGAUUACAUAGAGCAUGGUGGUGUCACAACAAAUAACAUUCAUCCUUCGUUCCUUAAACAUAGAAGUUCAUCCAAUCUUUGAAUCUCCAGAACUAAGACAUAACCUACAAACUCAAAGGGUUUACCGCCACUGAACUGGUCCUCCAUAAAAGAGAGUUCCAUUUGUCAAAUGUUGGUUACCCCGAAUGAAGACAAAAGUCUUUUCCUAAUGUUCUCCCCAGAUUGCCCAUGACAUAGUUGUGGCAGUAGUUUCAGCAAAUUCAAUUCUUAAGGAGUGCAUUUUUAAAUAUAUUUCAUUUUUCUUGAUAUCAUUAAAAAAAUAUUAUCAUGUCAAAGAAACCCAUAAUCAGUAAUUGUUUCCAUAGCUUAAACGAUCUGAUAUAAAUUCCAACAAGAGAUGAUCAAUAUCUCAAUAAGAAGCCCAUAGAAAGAUAGUCUCCUGGGGUACAAUCUCCUGUACUAUUUUCUAUUUGAUGAUCCUAACAUUGAGUGGGAAGAGUUUUAUGGAUUAUAUUAUUUCUCCGAGCUUCAUGCAUAACAUCUGUCAAACUACCAAUGAAGAAUCUCUUUGAGAAGCUCCCCUUGGCGGUCUGUUUCCUGCUUUAUUCUGCAUCAUCUUUCAUAAUAUACCCUAGGGUUUUGUAUUGCUGCAGCUUUGGCGGCUUCUCAUGUUCAGCAUCAAUACAACUACCCCGAAAUCAAGGGUAGUUGUCACAUCAUUUUCAUUUUCUUAUGUCAUCAUUUUCAUUGCCUUGUAUUUAUAUUACUACAUUGCCUAUGUAAAUGUUUCGCAUACGAAAGGAACCUGUCCACUUAUUGCACUUGUUGUGCAUAGGAUCUUCAUUAUCUCGUAAUAUAUAAUUUUAGACAGCAUACUCAUUUUCUUUCUCCUUUUAACGACAGUCAUGAAUUUAAAAGCAUCCAUGGGGAGUGGAUUGGAUCUGUCAGACCUGCUCUUAGUUCAUUUUUAUCAAAGCAGUUGGAUGCCUUAUCAGAGACUAGCAGCUUCACAAUUGAGCGCUGCCAAUCAGUAAGGAACGAGAUGCGGCUGGCUCUCAAUGCUUUACUAAAGGUAACAUUCUUGGAGGCGCAUACAUCAUAUAUGCAUUUUUUUAUGAUUUGGUGACACCCUUCGAUCUUUUUAAUGGUUUAUAUGUCAUGGUAUUUAGCUGGGAUGGCCAGCGUCAGAUUAGUCAAUGCUCAGAUGAGUUUUUUUAAUGUUUAUCCACGAAAAUCCCAUCUGGAGACGUAAAAAAUUAUAAUAUCUCGCUACAGAAAUAGUUGAUUUUUAUUUUUUUUGUGGGCUGCUUAAUUCAACCGAUGCAUUUCAUAAAAUCCUUGACUAGCACUUGUGAGAAAUGUUGUGCAGGAAAUAUAUAUUACUUUUGAAAGAAAACGAGUGCUGGCCAAGUAGGCUUAUUUACAUGCGUUGAUUAGCUUCCAGGCCAGUCUUCGGAUCUUACCAAAGGUUAAAUGAGCUUCGUGGUACCUGCGACUGUACUAAUGUUGCACAGAGCAUUCAUCGCAUUUCUUAAUGAUGGUUUCUCCCAACCAAUAUUUUCUCCAUAGAGAGAUUCACCUCCCGCAAUACUCUUACGCCUUCCUGGUCAACCCUGUUUCCCUUCCUUUCUGUCAUCAACUGCUCUUGACCCAUCCCUGGUCGCAUCUAUUGAAAUGCUAUCAUAUCUCGGCUCCCAUUAUCAAUCAAACUCUGACCCCAGUCGAUGCUUCAAGAUGGAUUUCCUAUGCCUUGCACGCAGAGGUCUUGGUGUUGUAUAAUUAGCCUCAGAUGGUCAUACAUACUUUUAAUAAAGUUCCUAAAUAUUUGCCUACUAUUUAUUCCAUUGGGAACAAUUUCCGAGAUUUAAAAACAGGUUGUGGUCGAGAAUAGCCCUUCCGGUAGUUCUAUGCAUAUCGAUUAGAUAAUAGUAAUAGAUGCGAGAUUUUAUCUAAUUUCAUGAAGGGGGAUUUAUCCUGAGAAUUUAGGUUUUCUGAUUGAAAAUGUGGAUCUUCUGCGGUAGGAGCUUGUACAAUAAUGUUAACUCUGCCGCGGAUCAUACUCUAAAAAUGAUCUAAAAUGCUGCCCAUUCAUGGAUCUUCAUGCAACAUGAUGUAUCUUUUAAUUUCGAGAGCUACUAGUGUAAUGACCCUUCACAAACGUGAGAUUAUGCUCUUUCCUGACUUACGCUCGCUUCCAAAUGACUGGUUCAUUUCACACCUGCGCCUGCGUGGUUUAUCCUAUAAAUCUUGUCCUCUGCCAUUCUUAUUAUAUUGUCCACGUGCAGGAUGAUGGACUCCUUGUGAUUCCUACAGUUCCAGGAUCUCCUCCCAAAUAUGGUUCCAGAGAGAUACUUUCAGACGACUACCAAAUAGCUGCACUGUCCCUUUUAGCUAUUGCCAGCAUGUCCGGUUGCUGUCAGGUAUACUCUCCCUCUCUCUCUCUCUCUCUCUCAUACACGACCAGUGUCAAUUGAGCUGUGCCUUGCCUCCGAUUGCACUGCAGGCAACCAUCCCUCUGGGGUUCCACGAGAAGAGCCCUGUCUCAGUUUCGAUCAUUGCUAGGCAGGGAGGCGAUCGAUUUCUGCUGGAUACUGUCCAGGCCAUCUAUGCCUCACUUCAGGAACAUGUCGACAAUUUGGUGAAAUCUAGCUCAUCAAGUAAGACCAUUAGCCUUGAAGAAUCUGCCGAGCUGGCGAAAGAGAAGGUAGGUAAUUAGUGUCCUUCCAUUUUUAUCCCGGAGAAAGAAGUAAUACCAUUAGCCUUGAAAUCUAGCUCAUCAAGUAAGACCAUUAGUGUCCUUCCAUAAUCGCCAUUCUAUGUUGCAUUACUCGAUCUGAUAUUGUUAGUAUAAUCGCAUUAGAAAAUUGAAAAAAAUAAAAACUAUGAUUCUCAUGGAUCUCCUCCACUUUCUGCGGCCUAGUCUUGAUCUAGAUGUCUUAAUUUCUUGCAUCAAAAAGUGAAAAAAUAGAAAACAAGCUGUUCCACAGAUGGCCCCCUCUUCUCUUGUUUCAAUUGGGUUUGAGCUGAAUUCUGUCAAUUCUCCACCGGACAUCUUUAGAUUCAACAAAUACUUCUUUCUCAGAUUUCAUGUAUAUUUUUCUCCGAACUUUGGUGUAUUUUCUCUGAUCAGAAUAUUCUUUCUCGCGGUACAGGGUAACGCCGCUUACAAAGAUAAACAGUGGCAGAAGGCAGUAAGCUUCUACUCUGAAGCAAUUAAACUGAGUGGCAAGAACCCUACCUAUUACAGUAAUAGGGCCGCUGCCUACCUGGAGACUGGGAGGUACCCCCCCACUCUUCUUGCUCCCUCCCACUUCAUUGUCUUCUCCAUCAUUUUUUAACUAAAUUCUUUUAUAAUUUUCUUCCGCCAGUUAUCUUCAAGCAGAAGCAGAUUGCAGCACCGCCAUCAGCCUGGAUAAAAAGGUCAGCGGCGCCAAUUCUGGGCUCUUGCUUUGACUUCUGUCGAUCACCAUUGUAAGGGUCACUGGAUUCCCUUGUAUGUAUGCUCACCACCUGCAUCUAUGGAUGAUGACCUUUCAGGGUGUGAAGGCUUACCUGCGUCGGGGCACGGCCCGGGAGCUUCUGGGCUACUACAAGGAUGCUGUGGAAGGUGCCUCUCUCUCUCUCUCUCUCUCUCUCUCUAGCUAUCUAUCUAUCUAUCCAUCGCGCUGAUGAGAGAGGUGGUGGUGUGUGUUCGGUGAUGCAGAUUUCAAAUAUGCUCUAGUUCUUGAGCCGACGAACAAAACGGCGAAUGUGGCGCUGAGUAGAUUGCAGAAGCUUUUCCAGUGA